GCGGCAGUGGCGGCAAGAGGAGGAAGUGGCUACGGAGGCGGCGGCUGAGAAUAGCGGGCUCCCAGCGGCGGCCUGGAGGAGGAGGAUUCUUUUUUGCCUGGAGUCCUGGUUCCUGUUUCUUGAGUAGAGGUUGUGGCUGUUGAAUCUUGGGGACACAGCCUUUUCUGCCUUGCUCCCACCCACCUCCUCUGCAGCACCUCCAUCGAAGGACGAAGAUGCAGACCUUUUUGAAGGGGAAAAGAGUUGGUUACUGGCUGAGUGAGAAGAAGAUGAAGAAACUCAAUUUCCAGGCCUUUGCUGACCUGUGUAGGAAAAGGGGCAUAGAAGUUGUGCAGCUCAACCUUAGCAGACCAAUUGAGGAGCAGGGCCCGCUGGAUGUGAUUAUCCACAAAUUGACUGAUGUCAUCUUGGAAGCCGAUCAGAAUGACAGCCAGUCCUUGGAGUUGGUUCACAGAUUUCAGGAAUACAUUGAUGCUCAUCCUGAGACCAUCAUUCUGGAUCCACUCCCUGCCAUUAGGACCCUUCUAGAUCGAUCCAAGUCUUACGAACUUAUUCGGAAGAUUGAAACCUAUAUGAAAGAUGAAAGGAUCUGUUCCCCUCCCUUCAUGGAGCUCACAAACUUUUGUGGAGAAGAUACCUUGCAGCUUCUAGAGAAGAAUGGACUGGCUUUUCCAUUCAUUUGCAAAACCAGAGUGGCCCAUGGCACCAACUCUCAUGAGAUGGCCAUCAUCUUCAACAAGGAAGGCCUCAGUGCCAUCAAGCCCCCUUGCGUGAUUCAGAACUUCAUCAAUCACAAUGCUGUCCUAUACAAGGUGUUUGUGGUGGGCGAAUCCUACACUGUAGUACAGAGACCAUCUUUGAAGAACUUUUCUGCAGGAAUGUCAGGCCGCCCGACAGGCAGCCCUCCUGGACCGUCUUUCAUGCCCUCCAUCCGGAUUGGCUCCAGAGCGAGUCAGAGGAAGGUCAGAAAUGCUAAGGCAGCAAUGGGCCUUGAAGCUCGGCUAGCGAGAAAUAUACCAGACAGAGAAUCAAUAUUCUUCAACAGCCACAAUGUGUCAAAACCAGAGUCAUCUUCCAUCCUGACAGCACUGGACAAAAUAGAAGGAGUCUUUGAGAAGCCCUCUGAUGAUGUCAUCAGGGAAAUUUCCAAGGCCCUUCGACAAGCACUUGGUGUGUCGUUGUUUGGGAUUGAUAUCAUCAUCAACAACCAGACUGGACAGCAUGCAGUCAUUGAUGUCAACGCAUUCCCAGGCUAUGAGGGUGUGACUGAGUUCUUCACUGACCUCUUGAACCACAUAGCCACUGUCCUGCAAGGCCAGAACCUGGAGGUAACCCCACUCAACCACAACAAGUUCCUGACUGACCCAUCUGGUGGCCUAGCGAGUGAGCGGACACGUGGCACCAGUACUGGGUGCUGCAGCAGCAUGAUGGGCAAAGACUCCUGGAUCGUAGAGAAUGAAACCAACAGCUCAGUGAAACUACAGCACCAGAGACUAGGGUGCAACACUGCUGUGUCCCCCAGCUUCCAACAGCACUGUGUGGCAACUCUGGCCACCAAAGCAUCCUCCCAAUAACUAACUGGUGGCACCAUGGACCAGGGCACGAGCAAUGGGCCCAUCUAGAAUCACGAUAAUGAGGCGAGCAGCUUAGAAGAGUUCCACAUACUACUACAAAUUUCCAUUGAUUAUUUUUUUAACCUGAUUUCCUGAUGCAGUGAUUAAAAGGAGGAAAAAAAUCCCACAGUGAUCAGAGCAGAAGAAAAUUGGAUGUUUCACCCAGUUCCAUUUGCAAAUUUUUUAACAAGUUUACACACACUUGUUUUUUCAACACUAGACCUUAAUGUGUGGGAUUGUUGGUUUUUUGCUUUUGGUGAUUUAUUUUGUGGUUUCAUAUGUGUGUAUGUGUGUGUCUGUGCGUGUAUCUGUGUGUGUGGUAUACGUGCGGUUAUUUCCCCUUUAUAAACUAUAAUUGACCAUCAUGGGCCAGACUGUGUUAUUUUUAACAAGUUAUUUCAACUGUUUAGGCCUUAGUUUCCUCAUCUAUAAAUUGAUGGGUUUGGUCUCAAUCUCUAUGGUCCCUCUAAGUUCUAAAUCUUAGUAUCCUUUGUCUUAAAUCCAGAUAUCUUGGAAUCUGAGAGGCCAAUGAAAUUGUGUGUGAAUCGA
Molecule: messenger RNA, 2162 nt
Organism: Gracilinanus agilis (Agile Gracile Mouse Opossum)
Lineage: Eukaryota; Metazoa; Chordata; Mammalia; Didelphimorphia; Didelphidae
Gene: ITPK1
Product: inositol-tetrakisphosphate 1-kinase
Exons: 12
Coding region: 216-1574 (452 amino acids)
Biological process (GO): inositol trisphosphate metabolic process
Cellular component (GO): cytoplasm
Molecular function (GO): inositol-3,4,5,6-tetrakisphosphate 1-kinase activity; magnesium ion binding; inositol-1,3,4-trisphosphate 6-kinase activity
Source: RefSeq, a predicted model, not a curated record